Emys orbicularis (European pond turtle) is the source of this 3933-nucleotide messenger RNA. It is a transcript of the gene MYBBP1A, whose product is annotated as MYB binding protein 1a. Gene Ontology annotation, biological process: regulation of DNA-templated transcription. Gene Ontology annotation, molecular function: sequence-specific DNA binding; transcription factor binding; transcription corepressor activity. The transcript is spliced from 27 exons. Bases 1 to 3837 code for a protein of 1278 amino acids. Gene Ontology annotation, cellular component: nucleolus. NCBI's taxonomy places the organism in Eukaryota, Metazoa, Chordata, Testudines, Emydidae. The record is from RefSeq and is a predicted model, not a curated record.
AUGGAGGCGGCCCCAGCCCCGAGCCUCCCCCCCUCCGGCCCGCGGGGGGUCCUGCAGCAGAACCGGCAGUUCCUGGACUUUUUCUGGGACAUCGCCAAGCCCCAGCAGGAGGUUCGCCUGGCUGCCACCGAGAGCCUGCUCCGGUACCUGCGGGCCAGCGAGCAGGAAGAUGAGCUGAAAUAUACUCUAAAACGAUUGAUAGAAGGACUGGGAGCAACUCGAGAGGCAGCCCGUCCAGGUUUCAGUCUGGCACUAGCUCAGGUUUUGCAAUUUUUUGAAGAAAUUCCACUGCAUGCUGUCCUGCAGCAGAUAAAAGAAAAACACAGUCUUGAGAGAGUAAAAAAGAAACUCUUUAGAAAUGCUGCCUUCGGAAACUUUUUUGGGGUACUGUCUCUGUUCCAGUCUGGUCGUCUUGCAAAGGACAAAAAGGCCCUCCUGGAGUGUGUCCAGCUUCUGCAGAGCUUGGCACAGUACCAUGCCCACCUCAGAGAUCUCCCCAGGAAAACGCUUGUUGACAUCCUCUCGGAGAUUCCUGAAGCUGUGUUUGAGGAAGUCCUGUUCAGCGCCUUACAGGCUGACCUCACUUCGGCCUUCAGCACCCCGGAGCAGCUGCACCUCCUGCUCGUGGGCAUACAGAAAUUCCCUGGGGUUCUGAAACCCAGUAAGCUGAAGAUACUGCUAGGCUCAUCUGCCAUCGUAACCAUGGAGAACAUUCCCAGGCUUGUGAAGGUUUUGAAAACUGCUGCCAGAUCUGAGAAGAAGGAUAGGAAUCUUCCACGUGUCGGGCUGGACUUGCUACGAGUGUCUGUGAAGGAAGGCGCUUUUGAACUCUUCUGGAAAGAAGCUGUGGAGAAUGGGCUGCUUAAGGAAAAGUCGGGUCCUAACAGUUACAUGUGCUACCGGUUGCUGGGCAGUGCUCUCCCACUCUUGUCUCUGGACCAGCUACAGAUUGUUCUCCGAGGGGAUGUGAUGCGGCACUAUGGGGAUCAUGUGGUAUCGGCUCAGCUUCCGGACCGGUUUAAGUUCGCUCCGGAGAUGGAAACCUAUGUUAACUCAUUUCUAGAGGGCUGUGAUGAUCCAGAGAAGCAGCUGGCGGUGAUGAUUGGCUUCUCCACUCUAACCAAUCAAGGCUAUCCGGUUGUGCCCAGCUUCUGGAAGGUGGUGAAACACUUACAGCCUGCAGCGUUGCUGAAAUACGUCGACUGGCUCAAGAGGAUGUUCCUUAGGCCAGAUUUUGACUGCUGCUUAGAUUUCACCACCAGCCGGCAAAAGCAGAACCAGGAGAAAGUCAAUAUGACCCAACACCGAGUGGUUCGGCUGAGAAAAUGGAUUAUUGCCCGACUAGUCAGCAUCAUUGACAGUCAAGGGAAGAAGGAAGAGGAUUUGGUGAUAGAUGUUGUCAGGUUUUGCUUCUUCCAUGCUUUCUUCGAGACCCAGAAACCAACCUCUGAAAUAGCAGAGACGAAAUCCCUCCCCUCAGUACCUCUGGAUGGACAGUCUCACUCGACGGCUGAAAACUUGUUUUUCAGUUUGCUUCAGAUUUUAAACUCUCUACCCGUGCUGGGAGACACGGCGGAAGCUGCAGCCCUGAGGGAGAAGCACAUCCACGGGGUGACUGCAGACAGGAACCUGUGGAUCUACCUCAUUAUCCAGUACGCCAGCGUCCUCCUGUCCCAUGAGAAGCACGUCAAGGCUGUGACUCCUUUCACCGCCGAACAGAGGGCUGCUUGGGACCGAAUGCUGCAGUCUCUGGAGAACCUGCAGAAGAAAGAGAAGGAGUCCCGCAGUAUGGAAAUCUUUGCUUUCCAGCACCUUCUGCUCUUAGUGGGCAUUCAUCUGUUCAAGACUCCGGCAGAAACCCAGGACCUUCUGAAUGACCUUCUGAACUGCAUUGAGAGGGCGUUUGACAAGAAAUCCAAGAAGAAGCAGCAGCCUGAUGACGAAGAGCCAGAAUGGGUAGAGGUGAUUGUGGAAAUUCUUCUAUCCCUCCUCUCCCAGCCCAGCCUACUCAUGCGCCGGGUCUCCAAAAGUGUGUUUGGACGCAUAUGUCCUUACAUGUCAAAGAAAGCCCUGCACCUGAUCCUGAAUGUUCUUGAUCCAGAGCAAGAUCAGGAUGAGGAAAAUGCUGUUGUUGUGAUGGAAGAAACCGACAAAAAGAAGAAAACCUCGCUGGAGGAUACGAACGAGGAGGAAAGUGCAGACUCUUCUGAUGAUGACAGCUCCGAGGAAGAUGGAGAGGAAGACAGUGAAGAUGAGAAUAAUAAUGAAGGCGUAGAUGAAAAUUUUCGGAAUCAGCUGAUGAAUGUCCUGCAGGCGGGGAAUGCAUUGGGAGGAGACAAGAGCGAUGAGGAUGUGGAUGAUGAGACCAUGCUGGCCCUUGAUGAGAAUGUUUCGGCCCUCUUUGCUGAACAGCAGAAGCGGAUCCAGGCAAAGAAGGAUGAGAAAGAAAAGAUGCGGAAGGAGAAAAUCUUACGGAGGGAUUUUAAGAUUAAGGUACUGGACCUCAUUGAGGUGUUCCUUGCUAAGCAGCCAGAGAACCCCCUUGUGUUUGAUAUUAUCGAGCCCCUCCUUCUGGUGAUUGAGCGGAGCAUGAGUUCAGACUCUGACAAGCAGGAGCAAGACUUCCUCCAGAAAACAGCUGAUAUCUUCACGAAUCACUUAUGUAGAGCCAAGCAGUACUGCAGGAGCGUGGGCGACCUGCGGGAGGAUUUGCAUGCCUUGCUGGAGAGCCUGGUGAAGAGAGCCAGCAAGCACACGGACUCCGCGCUGGCACUCUACUAUUUCAGCGCCUCUUUGUACCUGUUCAAAGUGCUGAAAGGAAAUGUGGCCAGAGAGACGGCGACUCCGCUUUCUCCCUCGAAAAAGAAACGGAAAAACAGCGAAGGGAGCAGUGCACAGACUGACCAGCUUUCUGGCACAGGCAUUCUGGACCUGAAGAGAGUGACCAUGGUGUAUCAGGAGGCAUUGAGUGGAUUCCUGACCAGGCGAAAGAGUGCCCUCACGGGAUCUAUGUUUCUUGAUCUCUUCAACCGCUUCCCGGUCAUGUGUAAGCCGUUAAUAGACACCCUCGUCAAGUCUAUCACAGCGGGAGCAAGGCAGCAUCAGCAGGCGCAGGCGUGUAUGCUUCUCCAGAGGGCCCUGCAGACUCGGGAUUUGAAGCUCUCCAUGACGACGGAGGAGGAGUGGGAGGAGCUGAUCAGAGAGAGUACCAAUCAGAUCACAGAGAGUUUGAAGGCGGUGAGCGAGUUCAAGGUGAAAGUUGACCAGGAGAAGGUCAUUAAGUGUUUGGAGCUGUUGAACUUCCUCAUCAAAACUGUGAACCAGCAGAAGCUGAAUGUGGAGUUGGCGGAGCUGAGUCAGACGCUGCAAGCUCUGAGCCAGCAGGAGGGGUUUGGGAAAUCCGUGCGCCUCGACAGUCUCUACUGGAACGUCAUGAAGCUGCUGGGAUUUGCGCGUCCCAAAAAGGAGAAGGCAGUGGCCCGGCCUGAGCACGCCCCUGGAGCAGAGCCGCUCAAGCGGAAGAAGAAAGGCUUCCUGCCAGCUACCAAGAAACGCAAGAACCGCAAAAAGGCUCCCCAGGAAAACGGGGCGGAGAGCGGCAGAGAGGCAGGCCCGGAGAACGGGGCGGAGAGCGGCAGAGAGGCAGGCCCAGAGGGGGGGCAGGCCGCAGCACGGAAGAAGAACAGAAAGAGGAAGGGAGGAGCGGGAAAGGCAGGUGCAGAGGGCCCUUCGCCAAAGAAGGUCAAGGGGAGCCAUGGCCAAGAGACUCAGGGGAAGCAGGGUAAAGCCAAGAAGAAGAAGAAGAAAGCAAACAAAACACCAGCUCAAAAGGCGUGAACUCUGUGGACUUACUCAGACCUGGUUGGGAUGUUUUAAUAGCUUAUAUAUAUAUUUUUGCACCGUCCCAUAGUUUUAAUAAACCAUCUGUGGUGC